This is a messenger RNA of Brassica napus (rape), 659 nucleotides long. RefSeq lists its product as uncharacterized. The coding region runs from base 165 to 506 and encodes 113 amino acids. The record is from RefSeq and is a predicted model, not a curated record. NCBI's taxonomy places the organism in Eukaryota, Viridiplantae, Streptophyta, Magnoliopsida, Brassicales, Brassicaceae. The transcript is spliced from 2 exons.
CAGAAGCAACACAUUUAAAGAUUGAAGCUUCUCUGUAAAGUAAAAAACUUUUUUUGGUCACUUUUAAGGGAAUCAAGAAGUAUCAUUAUAAAGCUGUAAGGUAUAACAUUUUCAAGAAGAAACCAUUUUCAAAAAGAAACCAUUUCUGAGAAGGAGAAGGCUAUAUGAGGAGUUUGGUGUAUAGGAAGAUGUGGUGGAUUGUUCAUGGAAGGAAGAACAAGAGGAACUUACACCGCGAUUUUGAGAAUAAGAGUAUAUGUGACUUGGGGAAAGACUUGGAGGAGAUACUAAAGGGGAGACUAGAGACUAUAGAGGAGGAACCUGAAGCGGAAGAGCGAGAGUGGUUAGGAGAAUCUCAUAAGCCAAUGUUGGUUAAGGCUAAGAUGAAAGUGGAGAAGGGAAAAGCAAUAGUAAAGGCAAAAGUGAAGAGUGGUAAAGUGUUUUACAUGUUGUGUGUUAUUAGUUUAGCCUCUAAACGUGGUUUUAAUGAUCUUGUUCUUCACUAAUUAAAUCCUAAAUUUCUUUUCUUUUUUCAUCUUCUUGAAGAAUGUGUAUAUACGUGUGUAUUUCUCUCGGUUAAUUUUACUUGUGUAGUAUGCAGUUUUGUGUUUAUUCUUGUCAUACUUGCUAAAUGAAAAAAAAGAGUUGGAGGUCAUGAA